Molecule: messenger RNA, 3892 nt
Organism: Thunnus maccoyii (southern bluefin tuna)
Lineage: Eukaryota; Metazoa; Chordata; Actinopteri; Scombriformes; Scombridae
Gene: ehmt1a
Product: euchromatic histone-lysine N-methyltransferase 1a
Exons: 23
Coding region: 241-3369 (1042 amino acids)
Cellular component (GO): nucleus
Molecular function (GO): zinc ion binding; protein-lysine N-methyltransferase activity; histone methyltransferase activity
Source: RefSeq, a predicted model, not a curated record
CAAACUGGUAUAAGAAGGUACUUUGACCGGUGUUAUCCUGCUUGUAGACAGGUUAGCGGUCUACAAACGUGUUUCCGACCCCAGAAGGACAGCGCGUCACGUGGUUGUGAGGGUGUGGCGGAAGUGGAGAGAGCGGUCUUCCGGUCCCCUCGUCCCUCGGAUACAGCUCACACAGCUCACACAGCUACACCGACUAGAGCUGGUGCUGCUGGCUUCAACAAUAAGUCCCCCAGGAGAGCCAUGGACCUAAGUGGAGCCAGUGAGGGGCCUGGACCAGGCAGAAGACCCUCCAGUCCCUCCCCAGGGGCCAAGGGCCAAGCAGCACAGAGCGGGCAAAAGCCUAAAGUAAAGAUAACUCCCUUCCACAGCUCACCCAUAGCCAGCAGUGAUGGAGCUGUGCGCAGCAAGCGACUGGGGCCAGCUUAUGGAAAACCACUGGCAGCUCCUGGCAGCCUGUUUCCAGGCACAUCUGGACGUCUGCCUGCUCCACCUGUCAGGGAUAGAGUCUCUGCUGCUGCUGCUGCUGCUGCUGCUGCUGGGAGGCCGGCGACCCAGACUCCCAGUUCAGGCUCUGUUCAGGCCACAUCAGUAGAAAAAGCACACACAAGUCCUGCUGUUGUCAAGCCUGCUGGCAGGAAGUCAGCGAAGUCGAGUCUGACGGACACACCGAAGUCUGCACCACCUGCUCACACGGAGCUCCAUCACAGCCAGAAAGGCAAAGAGAAAGAAAGGAGAGCUGACUCCACCUCCACCAAACCUCAGUCAGCUGUGAAGAGGAAGAAGAGGAAGAUGGGGAUGUACAACCUGGUUCCUAAAAAGAAGGCCAAGGCACUUAAACAGCAGGAGAAGAAAGAGGAUCCGGGCAGCAGUGUGGAGAAGAAACAAGUCGCAGCAGAUGAGAAACCAGCGACUCUACCAGAGACUCUGGAGGCGAGAGAACCAUCAGCUGUCAGAAAUGAACCACAGAUGGAAGGAGAAGGCAGCCAUGUUGAAUACACAGAGCUGGCUCUGGACUGUCUGGACCUGAAAGCUCAGGAGGAGCUGCUUUCACCUCCCCUGUCAGGUUUAGCAGCGGAUGCUGAGGUGACAGAAACAGACCUGGCUGAGGAGUUACCACUGUGCUGCUGCCGGAUGGAGACUCCUCACAGCGGAGGCAGCCUGUCCACGUUGGAUCAGACCUGCAUGGCCAUGGAGAGCACAGACGGAACGCUGAAUCGUUGUCAGAGGCGAGUGAUGAAGCAGGAAAUGAUGCGACCCUCCAACACAGUCCACCUGCUGGUUCUGUGUGAGGAUCACAGGGCCGGCAUGGUCAAGCACCAGUGCUGCCCCGGCUGCGGGCUCUUCUGCAGGGAGGGCACCUUCAUGGAGUGUCGGCCAUACGGCAGCAUCUCCCACCGCUUUCACAGAGAUUGCGCCUCCAUCUUGAAAGAUCGCAGGUUUUGCCCCCACUGUGGAGAGGAUGCCAGCGGGGCAAAGGAGGUCACGGUGCCGAAGCCUGACCCAUCGCCCUCCGUCCCCAGAUCGAACCCUGGGCCGUCACUUCCAGCUGUGCCUCCUGUAGCUGCCCUGCCGUCGGUACCCGCCACGCCUGCUGUUCCACAGAUACUCAGGGCGAAGAAGACCAGCGAGCCACAGAGGAGCAGAGACCAGAGCCCGAGCAGGUUGAAGGGCGAGGCUGUGAGUACUGACAGACUGCCUAAAGAGUCACUGGAGAGCAUCCUGAUGGCACUGGAUGAUGAGAACCUGAAACCAAAGAAAGUGAAGUACCCCACCAGGCAGCUGUACAUCUCUGCAAAACAAGGAGAGCUCCAGAAGGUCAUUCAUCUCCUAGUCGAUGGGAAGGACCCCAACUUUUUAAUGGAGGGCCAAAACAAACGCACCCCUCUCCACGCAGCAGCUGCUGAGGGUCACCAGGAGAUCUGCCACAUGCUGGUCCAGGCUGGAGCCAACCUGGACAUGUCUGAUGAGGAGCAGAGAACACCUCUGAUGGCAGCGUGUGAGAACAACCAUCUGGAAACAGUGAAGUACCUGCUGAGAGCCGGAGCAGCCGUCAGCCACAAGGAUAUCAUGGGUUUCACCUGUUUGCAUCUGGCAGCUAAACUGGGACAUUAUGACGUCGUCCAUCAUCUGCUCUCCAAGGCAUCCAAACACAUCAACUGUCAGGAUGAUGGGGGAUGGACCCCCAUCACCUGGGCCAUUGAGUACAAACACAAGGAGCUGGUCCACCUGCUGCUGACCAGAGGGGCCGACAUUAACAUCAGAGACAAGGAACAGAACGUCUGCCUGCACUGGGCGGCUCUGUCGGGGUGUGAUGACGUCGCCCAGGCUCUGCUGGAGGCCCGGUGUGACCUCGAUGCCGUCAACAUUCACGGAGACGCACCGCUUCACGUCGCUGCCAGAGAAAACCAUCUGGAGUGUGUGAUGUUGUUUCUGUCUCGUGGAGCUGACGUCAGUCAGAGGAACAGGGAGGGACAGACGGCUCUGGACUGCUGUGUCUAUGGCUCAAAGGUUUGGACGGCCCUCAACGCCAACAAGAAGCUGACGGACGCCAGGAGAGGCAGGGACUGUCUCGGAGAGCGAGUGCUCAGCAGGGACAUUUCUCGGGGGUACGAGGCGAUUCCAAUCCCCUGUGUUAAUGGUGUCGACAGCGAGCCAUGCCCUGAAAAUUUUAAAUACAUACCAGACAACUGUGUCACCUCCCCACUGAACAUCGACAAGGACAUCACUCACUUGCAGCACUGCAGCUGCACAGAUGAUUGUUCAUCCAGUACCUGUAUGUGUGGUCAGCUCAGUCUGCGUUGUUGGUAUGACAGUGAGGGUCGACUGCCGCUGGACUUCUGUCAGCGGGAGCCUCCGGUGCUGUUCGAGUGUAACCACGCCUGCUCCUGCUGGAGGACCUGCAGGAACCGAGUAGUCCAGAACGGACUCAGAGCCCGGCUGCAGCUCUUCAGAACACAGAAGAUGGGUUGGGGAGUGAGGGCCAUGCAGGAUAUCCCUCAAGGAACAUUCAUUUGCGAGUAUGUUGGGGAGAUCAUCACCGACGCAGAGGCUGACAAAAGAGAGAAUGACUCUUUCCUCUUCACACUCGACAAUAAGGUGGGUGACAUACACUGCAUUGAUGCAAGACUCUUUGGCAACAUCGGCCGCUUCAUCAACCAUCUGUGUGAACCCAACCUGCUGGCUGUGAGGGUGUUCACCAUGCACCAGGAUCUACGCUUCCCCCGGAUAGCCUUCUUCUCCAGUAGGCCCAUCAAAGCUGGAGACCAGAUAGGGUUGGACUACGGCGAUCACUACUGGAGGGUGAAGAGCAAGUACUUCAGCUGCCAGUGUGGUUCACUGAAGUGUCGCUACUUGUCUCCCAGCAGAUAGAUAACUCAAUGAUGACCACACUAGAGUGUAUCUCCCUCUUUCUGUCUGGACACACACCACUCUGUCCUUUACCACCAAUGUCAGAAACGCUAACUUCUGAAGCAGAUUACAGAUGUGAGCAAGGCUUUGAUUUUUGGUCUGUGUUGAUAUUCCAGUCCCAAAUUUCAAGCAACAAAUACAAGAUAAACACUGUUAAAAUCUGCCACCUAAAGGCACGAGAUCUAACUUAUUUAUACAGCUACAGUGGUAAGGUUACUUUGCUAUAUGAAGAACACUGCAGCUUGCCACCAGCCAGAAACACUGUAUGUGAGAGUGGGUUUAACCCCUUUUUAAAAGAAUCAGGUUAAUCAAGUUAAAAAAUCUUAACAGAUGAUUUUAACAUUGGUGGACUCUUCUUUUAAUACUGAAAUGUAUCAUGUUUUUGGAUUAAUGAAGUGAAGUCAUGUUUUUGAUAGUGUGAUUUCUUCUAUGAAUGUCCUUUUUACUACAUGUAUAAUUAGCAAUUAAACACAUUUUUAAAGCA